Molecule: messenger RNA, 3048 nt
Organism: Thecamonas trahens ATCC 50062
Lineage: Eukaryota; Apusomonadida; Apusomonadidae
Exons: 4
Coding region: 1-3048 (1015 amino acids)
Biological process (GO): cyclic nucleotide biosynthetic process; intracellular signal transduction
Source: RefSeq, a predicted model, not a curated record
AUGGGCCACUCGCCCAAUCACAUCAACCUUUAUGCUUCUGGCGAGGAAGUUGCCGCACUCAAUUUUCUCCUCUCUGCACCCGUCACCUCCUCGACCGGCGCCAUCCACAUCACCCACGCCGACCUGGCAUUCAACGAGCUCGAGGGAUCGUCUGCAAUCUCCAUUGCACUCGCCUACUAUACCCUCUCGACAUCGAUCAAACCUUUUGACUUUUCUGUCGCCUAUUGGCAGGCCAACUACCGCCUCGACUCGACCCCGCAUUCGACCCCAUACAUCGUCUCGUCCGUAAGCCCUGCCCCGGUCGCUCCGCUCACCAUCGCCUCAUCGGCCAUCGUAGACUUGCUUCACUCGGCCUGGACAGACAACGCCUUUUCUGUAGGUCGUCUUCUCCUUCGGCUCGCUGCUGUCGACACCUCCCAGUGCUCUGGCAACAGCUGCCGCCUGGACAUGCGCGAUCCCGAUCCAUCGCUCUCCUUCAUCUACUACGAGCCGCCAUCGCCGCCAUCGCCGCCACCGCCAUUCCCGCCGCCGCCGCCCUGCGCCCCGCCGGCCUCUCUCGACUCAUGCGGCGUUUGCUCCGGCCCGGGCACCGGCCACGUCGCCGACUCGGAUCGCGAUGUUUGCGGUAUUUGCUUCGGCGACAACGCCGCGCUCGAUGAUUGUGGCGUUUGCUUUGGCGGCGAUGCUGCCAAAGACGGCUGUGGCAUGUGCUACGGGAACAACGCGAGCUGUGCCGGAUGUGAUGGCAUCCCGUACUCGGGCACGACCCCAGACAUCUGCGGAGUGUGCGGCGGCGAUGGCUUGGCCUGCUCUGGCUGCAACUUUAUUCCAAUCCCGCUGGGCGGCGUUUGGUUCGACGGAUGCGGCGUGUGUGGCGGGCCGUCAGGCAUCUCGGCGUGCGCGACGUCAUGCCUGGCCAACGGGACUGCCGUCUACGACUGCUUUGGCGUUUGCAACGGCACCGCAUACAUCGACGACUGUGGCAUGUGCGUCGAGGGCUCGACGCCGAACAUGCCGAAUGCGUUCAAGGACAGCUGUGGCGAUUGCUUUGGCGGCGAUCGUGCUCGCGACGUGUGCGGCGAGUGUCACGGCAACAACGCGCGUCGUGACGCCUGCGGCAUCUGUGACGGCGGCGAUGUGCAUGUCGACAGCUGCGGUGUGUGCUUUGGAAGCAACCGCGACAGUGAUCUAUGCGGCGUGUGCGGAGGCAACGGCACCAGCUGCGUGGGAUGUGACUCUGUCGCCAACUCGAACAAGGUAUUCGACGCGUGCGGCGUGUGCGGCGGGUCCGAUGACUGCGCAGCUCACGCCUCCUCAAACGGCACGCCCAUGCUCUUCCUCAUCCUCGCUGGUCUCGGCUCGCUUCUCCUCCUUGCAAGCCUCGUCCUAGGUCUCGACGCCGCGCUCGCCGCCGCGCCGGCCGGAACCGUCGUCAUCCUCAUCACCGACGUCGGCAGCUCGACCCGGCUAUGGGAGGAUCUCCACGACGUGAUGGAAGGCGUCAUGCUCAUCCACGACGCCAUCAUUCGCCCACUGCUCGAUGAUGCCGGUGGCUAUAUUGUGCGGACCGAGGGCGACUCGUUUGUUGUCGCCUUUGCUGCCGUCGACGCAAGCCGCGCGCUCCGCGCCGCCGUCGCCAUCCAGGACCGACUCACCCGCGCCGACUGGCCCAAAGCGCUGCUCAAGCACCCAGCGUGUCCCACCCAAGCUGCGCCUCCGUCUCCAGACUCAUUAGAAUCUAAUGCUCAUGUCUGGCGCGGCCUCCGCGUUCGCAUCGGCAUCCAUGCAUGUGCCCCCCGUCGCGCCUUUGAUGAUCGUACCCACCGCAUCGCCUACACCGGUGCGUGCAUGGCCCACGCCGAUACCAUCACCUGUGCCGCCAGUGCCGGCCAGAUCGUUGUCUCACAUGCCGCCAUCGCUCUUCUUCCGACUCGUGUUCUUCGCGGCAUUGUCUUUACUCCCUUUGGCGCUGUGUCUGUCGCCGAUGACUCGGCCGUCUUUGACAUCUGCAACGUCUCGUCGCCGUCGUCGUGUGUCAUUUCACAAACGAGAACGCCAUCGGUCUCAUCCGCCUCGUCGUCAUCCUCUUCAGCUUCACACUCGCCGCGCAAUCGGUUCGUCCCCACGCCGGAAGAGCUGUCGUCAAUGCGCGAUCUCUCGCUCUCAGCCGCUCUCUCCUGCUCCAACAUCCACUCGCACUCGUCGUUCUCAGACGCGGAUGACGCCGACGUAACCCUUGCGCCCGCAGCGUCGCUGGCCAGCCUUGGCCCACCGGUCCCGCGCCGACAUCGUCGCCGCUCGCAGCGGGCAAAGUCGGUGACAGACCACAACGAGUCCCCAUCAGCAGCAGCUGGUCUGCCGGACAGCAACUCUGACCUCUCAGCCGCAGACUUGGUCAAGAUGUUGCCGCCCGGCCGGGUGUCGCCGCCCAAGCCCGGCGCCAAGCCCGAUCCGCCGCGCCGAAAGCGCGCUAUCACCUUGGGCGACUCUUACCCCGCCCGCCCACGCCUCGCCUGCCACCUUGGCUACUCGACCGAAGCACUGACAUCUAUCCUCUGCUCGGUGUCGAGCUCCGACUCGCCAGAUCUGAGCGGAGAUGACCGCUCGCCGCCGCGCGCCGCUGUCAGGCGCUCGUCGCGCAUCAUGCACGCCCUCAAAGCCGCGUCGGGUUCGUCGACGCCAGGGCCACUGCCCUCGGGCCAGUCGACAUCGUCACGGAACUUGAAAGCCCGUGCCCGCCGUCGACUCCGUGUCCGCCGCGUUCUCAAGCACUCGGCAUCGACCAUGCUUCACCCGCUCGACAUCAUAGUCGAGCGCGACGACAGCGAUAGUGGAUGCAGCCCGGCCGUGGCUACCCGCCACUCGCCGGGCCGCCGCAUCCGCACCCUCAAGCGAUUCCGCUCCGAAGACAUCACCCCUCGUCGGAUGCCGGCCCAGCAGCGUUCGCGCCGCGUGCGUCGGCUCGAGUCGACACUCAACACCUCGCACUCGGACUCACUCACACAGGUAUCGCUUUCGCCGACCUCGCCCACCGUCCCAGAAAGGUAA